AGCGGAAUAAAAAAUGAAAAUAAAGUACUUGCUGAUGUUAUGUAUGUGCUUUGUUGGGUCUCUGGCGUACAAGCCAGUUGUAAUACUCCAUGGCAUAUUAUCAGGCGCAGAAUCUAUGACAGUUUUGGUGCGACAUAUCGAGAAAUUGCAUCCGGGUACAGUUGUGUACAACUGCGAUAAGUUCAGCGGUUGGUCCAGCCUGGAGAAUGCCUGGUGGCAAGUCGAACAGAUAAAGGAAUAUAUAGAUAAAAUUGGAAAAUUGCAUACGGAAGGCAUAAUUGUUUUAGGCUACUCUCAAGGUGGGAUCUUGGCGAGGGCGGCAAUACAAAGUCUUCCCAACCACAAUGUAAAAACCUUUAUAUCGCUAUCUUCACCCCAAGCUGGACAAUAUGGAACUAGUUUCUUGCACUUAAUUUUCCCGGAUCUUGCGGCAAAGACUGCAUUUGAACUAUUUUACUCUCGCGUGGGUCAACACACGUCUGUGGGUGGGUACUGGAACGAUCCGCACAAACAAGCCCUAUAUAUGAAAUAUAGCGAAUUCUUACCAUUGAUAAACAAUGAGAAGCUUAGCUCCAAUUCAACAUCGUUCAAAAUGGGAAUGGUUCGGCUGAAUAAGCUUGUACUAAUUGGAGGACCCAAUGAUGGUGUUAUUACACCAUGGCAAUCUAGUCAUUUUAGUUACUUUAAUGAAUCAUUGGAUGUGGUUCCAUUUUACAAACGGGAAAUCUACAUGAAUGACUCAAUCGGACUGAAAACUUUGCUGGAAGCUGAAAAACUAAUAAUCAUUGUAAAGCCAUUCGUACACCAUCUUUCAUGGCAUUCGAACAAGCGAGUUAUCAAUCAAGUCAUAAUGCCAUAUUUGGAUUGAACAAAUUCAUCAUUUAGUGAGUAGAAGCAGGCUGUGAUUCGAACGGAAUGGAACAGAAUGGGUAAACAUAUAAUUUUGAACUGAUUUGCAUAAGGGUAAUCGAAAAUAUACAGGAGUAUAUGUCACUCAAGCUAUAUACUAUUUAAUAAUAGGGAUUUUUAUUUUUAUAGAAGAGGAAAUAAGGCUAUUCUCAAGGGAUGUAACAAUACAAAGUAAAUAAUCUACUUUUAAUAUAGUUCAAUUGUUCGGUCGAAAUACUAUUUUUAUUUUA
Messenger RNA from Drosophila hydei, 1139 nucleotides. Its product is annotated as lysosomal thioesterase PPT2 homolog. NCBI's taxonomy places the organism in Eukaryota, Metazoa, Arthropoda, Insecta, Diptera, Drosophilidae. Bases 14 to 868 code for a protein of 284 amino acids. The record is from RefSeq and is a predicted model, not a curated record. The transcript is spliced from 6 exons. Gene Ontology annotation, cellular component: lysosome. Gene Ontology annotation, molecular function: thiolester hydrolase activity.